AUGGGGAAGAAGCAGAAAAACAAGAGCGAAGACAGUGCCAAGGAUGAUAUUGAUCUUGAUGCCUUGGCUGCAGAAAUAGAAGGAGCUGGUGCUGCCAAGGAGCAAGAACCUCAAAAGGCAAAGGGGAAAAAGAAAAAGGAGAAAAAAAGACAAGACUUUGAUGAAGAUGAUAUCCUGAAAGAACUGGAAGAAUUGUCUUGGGAAGCUCAAGGCAUCAAAGCUGACAGAGAACCUGCUGCGGUAAAGCCAACAGAAAAUAAUGAAGAUGAACCCAUUUCAAAACAAGAUAAGAAAAAGAAAGGACAGAAAGGCAAAAAACAGAGUUUUGAAGAUAAUGAUAGUGAAGAAUUGGAAGAAAAAGAUUCAAAAUCAAAAAAGACUGCAAAACCCAAAGUGGAAAUGUACUCUGGGAGUGAUGAUGAUGAUGAUUUUAAUAAACUCUCCAAAAAAGCGAAGGGGAAAGCUCAGAAAUCAAAUAAGAAGCGUGAUGCAUCAGAAGAGGAUGAGGAUAACAGUAAAAGAAUUAAAGAGCGUAUGAGAGCACAUUCUUCUGGUGAAAGUGGUGAUGAAUCAGAUGAAUUUUUGCAAUCCAGGAAAGGACAGAAAAAGAAUCAGAAAAACAAACCAGGUCCUACUGUCGAGAGCGGGAAUGAAGAUGAUGACUCCUUCAAAAUUAAGACAGUGGCUCAAAAGAAGGCAGAGAAGAAAGAGCGUGAGAGAAAAAAACGGGAUGAAGAAAAGGCAAAACUGCGGAAGCUGAAAGAAAAAGAAGAGCUGGAGUCUGGUAAAAAGGAUCAGGGUAAACCAAAAGAAUCUCAGAGGAAACUUGAGGAGGAAGCUGUGAAGUCCAAAGUGACACUUGACUCUGGAGCAGCUCCUGGCUCUGAAGAGAAAGGAGAGGGUCCCACAGGCGCAGAAGAUGACAAUGAAGGAGACAAAAAGAAAAAAGAUAAGAAGAAAAAGAAAGGAGAAAAGGAAGAAAAGGAGAAAGAAAAGAAGAAAGGACCUAGCAAAGCCACAGUUAAGGCUAUGCAAGAAGCUCUGGCUAAGCUUAAAGAAGAGGAGGAAAGACAGAAGAGAGAGGAGGAAGAACGGAUAAAACGGCUGGAAGAGUUAGAAGCCAAGCGUAAAGAAGAGGAAAGAUUGGAACAAGAAAAAAGAGAAAGGAAAAAGCAAAAAGAAAAGGAAAGGAAAGAACGCUUGAAAAAAGAGGGGAAACUUUUAACUAAAUCCCAGAGAGAAGCCAGAGCCAGAGCCGAAGCUACCCUUAAACUUUUACAAGCUCAGGGUGUUGAAGUGCCAUCAAAAGACUCUUUGCCAAAGAAGAGGCCAAUUUAUGAAGAUAAAAAGAAGAAAAAACCACCACAGCAGAUGGAAAAUAAAGUUUCUGAACCAGUGGAAUUAAGCGCUACUGUAGAAGUUGUGGAACAAGGAGUACCCGAAAAAGAGGAGACACCGCCCCCUGUUGAACCAGAAGAGGAAGAAGAAACAGAGGAUGCUGGGUUGGAUGACUGGGAAGCUAUGGCUAGUGAUGAGGAGAGAGAAACAGAAGAAAACACGGUGCACAUAGAAGUAAAAGAAAAUCCUGAGGAGGAGGAGGAGGAUGAGGAGGAGGAGGAGGAGGAGGAGGAGAGUGAGGAGGAGGAGGAGGAGGAGGGAGACAGUGACGGCAGUGAAGGCGACGACGACGACGGGAAGGCGUCAGAUGAGAAGGAUGCUGGGAAGACGUCAGAUAAAAAGCCAAGUAAAGACGUGAGCUCAGAGUCCGAAUAUGACUCUGAUGACGAUCGAACUAAAGAAGAGCGGGCUUAUGACAAAGCAAAACGCAGGAUUGAGAAACGGCGACUUGAACACAGUAAAAAUGUAAAUACAGAGAAGCUGAGAGCUCCUGUUAUUUGUGUACUUGGACAUGUGGAUACAGGGAAGACAAAAAUUCUAGAUAAGCUCCGUCACACACAUGUACAAGAUGGUGAAGCAGGUGGUAUCACGCAGCAGAUUGGUGCCACCAAUGUCCCUCUUGAAGCUAUUAAUGAACAAACUAAGAUGAUUAAAAGUUUUGAUCGAGAGAAUGUACGGAUUCCAGGAAUGCUGAUUAUUGACACUCCGGGGCAUGAGUCUUUCAGUAAUUUGAGAAACAGAGGAAGUUCUCUUUGUGACAUUGCCAUUUUAGUUGUUGAUAUUAUGCACGGUUUGGAGCCCCAGACAAUUGAAUCUAUCAACCUUUUGAAAUCUAAAAAAUGUCCCUUCAUUGUUGCCCUCAAUAAGAUCGAUAGGUUGUAUGAUUGGAAAAAGAGUCCUGACUCUGACGUGGCUGCUACUCUGAAGAAGCAGAAGAAGAACACCAGAGAUGAAUUCGAGGAGCGGGCCAAGGCGAUCAUUGUGGAGUUUGCGCAGCAGGGGCUGAAUGCAGCUUUGUUUUAUGAGAAUAAGGAUCCCCGAACUUUUGUGUCCUUGGUACCUACCUCUGCACAUACUGGUGAUGGCAUGGGAAGUCUGAUCUGCCUUCUUGUCGAGUUGACUCAGACCAUGUUGAGUAAGAGACUUGCCCAGUGUGAGGAGCUGAGAGCCCAGGUGAUGGAGGUUAAGGCUCUCCCGGGAAUGGGCACGACUAUUGACGUAAUACUGAUCAAUGGGCGUCUGAAGGAAGGAGACACGAUUAUUGUUCCUGGAGUAGAAGGGCCUAUCGUCACGCAGAUCCGAGGCCUCCUGUUACCUCCCCCCAUGAAGGAGUUAAGAGUGAAGAACCAGUAUGAGAAGCAUAAAGAGGUAGAAGCCGCGCAGGGGGUAAAGAUUCUUGGGAAGGACCUGGAAAAAACAUUGGCUGGCUUACCCCUCCUCGUGGCUUAUAAAGAAGAUGAAAUCCCAGUUCUUAAAGAUGAGCUGAUCCACGAGUUAAAGCAGACACUGAAUGCUAUCAAAUUAGAAGAGAAAGGCGUCUACGUCCAGGCCUCGACCCUGGGAUCUCUGGAAGCUCUCCUUGAAUUUCUGAAGACAUCAGAAGUGCCCUAUGCAGGGAUCAACAUUGGGCCUGUCCACAAAAAAGAUGUCAUGAAGGCUUCGGUGAUGCUGGAACACGACCCUCAGUAUGCAGUGAUUUUGGCCUUCGAUGUGAGAAUUGAACGGGAUGCGCAAGAAAUGGCUGACAGUUUAGGAGUUAGAAUUUUUAGUGCAGAAAUUAUUUAUCAUUUAUUUGAUGCCUUUACGAAAUACAGACAAGACUACAAGAAACAGAAACAGGAAGAAUUUAAGCACAUAGCAGUAUUCCCCUGCAAGAUAAAGAUCCUCCCUCAGUUUAUCUUCAAUUCUCGGGAUCCGAUAGUGAUGGGCGUGACUGUGGAAGCAGGGCAAGUGAAGCAGGGGACACCCAUGUGCGUGCCCAGCAAAAAUUUUGUUGACAUUGGAAUAGUAACGAGUAUUGAAGUAAACCAUAAACAAGUGGAUGUUGCGAAAAAAGGACAAGAAGUCUGUGUCAAAAUAGAACCCAUCCCUGGCGAAUCUCCCAAAAUGUACGGACGCCAUUUUGAAGCUACAGACAUUCUCGUCAGUAAGAUCAGCCGGCAGUCCAUCGACGCCCUCAAAGACUGGUUCAGAGACGAGAUGCAGAAGAGUGACUGGCAGCUUAUUGUGGAGCUGAAGAAAGUGUUUGAGAUCAUCUAA
Rangifer tarandus platyrhynchus (Svalbard reindeer) is the source of this 3657-nucleotide messenger RNA. Lineage: Eukaryota; Metazoa; Chordata; Mammalia; Artiodactyla; Cervidae. The record is from the annotation of a GenBank genome assembly.